AUGAAGCUUCAAAUCACACUUCUGACCACUGUCCUUACCCUCUUCUCCUCUCCCGUCCUGGCAGCUGCUGUUCCUGACCCAGCGCCAGAACCAGAACCAGCCCAAGCCUCGGGAACAAGCCACAACCCAAGCACACAAUAUAACUGGCACUUCGAUCUGUUCAAGAACAAGCGCUGCAGCGACGCAGCAAUCAACAUCAACGGCACCGGAUCCAGCGGAUGCAGAAAAGAUGUUCCAAAGGGUGGUAUUGUCGCGUUCACCAAGGUGGAUGUUGAUCCGCACUGUAAGGUGACGCUGUACAAGGAUAGCAAGUGCUCGAAAGGUCAGGAUAUUGGUAGCAUUGAUUCCGACGCGAAGACUACCUGUGCUUUGGCUUCGAAGAAGAAGGCGCAUAUUAAGAGUUUCCAGGUGAAGUGUUAG
Penicillium waksmanii is the source of this 420-nucleotide messenger RNA. RefSeq lists its product as uncharacterized. The coding region runs from base 1 to 420 and encodes 139 amino acids. The transcript has a single exon. NCBI's taxonomy places the organism in Eukaryota, Fungi, Ascomycota, Eurotiomycetes, Eurotiales, Aspergillaceae. The record is from RefSeq and is a predicted model, not a curated record.